Pseudocercospora fijiensis CIRAD86 is the source of this 1565-nucleotide messenger RNA. RefSeq lists its product as uncharacterized. The coding region runs from base 18 to 740 and encodes 240 amino acids. Gene Ontology annotation, cellular component: eukaryotic translation initiation factor 3 complex; cytoplasm. The transcript has 2 exons. NCBI's taxonomy places the organism in Eukaryota, Fungi, Ascomycota, Dothideomycetes, Mycosphaerellales, Mycosphaerellaceae. Gene Ontology annotation, molecular function: ribosome binding; translation initiation factor activity. Gene Ontology annotation, biological process: regulation of translational initiation. The record is from RefSeq and is a predicted model, not a curated record.
AUCAUAACACCACCGCCAUGCCUUUCGCAUUCGACCAGUGCCCUGAGCGGCCGGAGUCGAUGGAUCAAAUCCUCAAUGGACUGGACCGCUACAACCCAGAGACAACGACAGUCUUCCAAGAAUACGUCGCGCAACAGUGCGAAAACCAGACAUACGACUGCUACGCAAACUUGGCAUUAUUGAAACUAUACCAAUUCAACCCACACCUCUCGCACGCCGAAACCACAACCAACAUCCUCGUAAAAUCCCUCACCGUCUUCCCAUCCCCAGACUUCUCCCUCGCCCUAGCCCUCCUACCCCCCUACACCCUGCAAACCACAACCGACAAACAACCCUCGGGCUCCCUAACCGAAGCAGUCCAACACCUCUCCAAACUCCACGACCAACUCAACAACGCGCAAUACCGAGAUUUCUGGGACACGUUCGAAUCCGACGAUUUGUACUCAGAUCUGUGCGCCGAUGUGGUGGGAUUCGAGGAUACGAUGAGGAUCCGCAUCGCGGUGGUGGUGAGUCAAUGCAUGCAGCAGGUGGGACGAGAGGUGUUGGAGGGCUGGUUGAACGUCAGUGGAGCGAAGUUUGAGAAUUUCGUCCAGGAGGUUUGUGGGUGGUAUAUUGAAGGGGAUCAGGUGAAGGUGCCGUUGAACAAGGAGAAUGAGGCGAGGAGUGUGGUGCAGAGGGAGACGGUGAAUUUUGGACAGUUUGGGAGGAUGGUGAAGAGGGCGUAUGAGCAGCCUGCUUGAUUCGGUCUCUUUCACCGGGAUGUCAAGGAGAUGCAUUUUUUGCUAGCGUGGCGUUUUAUGGGUAUCGGAGGAUGGGGCAAAAAGCGCCACCAGAGGUUUGGCGUGGCCAUGAAUGAGCGAUGGGGCUUGAUACCCGCUCUUAUGUACUUGCAUGAAUGAGCUAUGCUGGAAUGAAAACUCGUCGAAACCGUAAAUGACAUCUCUGCUUUCAUUAACGCCUUCUCGUACUUGCAUUGCCAGCACAGCGUCUUCCAGCCAAACGUUCAGCUAGCGAAUGCUCUGCGUUUCCGAAGCACUGCCUUAUUUCUGCUCCGCCAACUCCUCCCAUUGCACACCAACCCACUCCUCCACAUACCCGACCUCCCCAUCUUUAACACCCUUCUGCUGACAAUCCUUACUACAAACGCCAAACAAAAUCGUGCCCCAAUCCAUCCCAUCCAAUCCCUCCUCUUCAGCCUCCAACUCCGUAAUCGCAUGCGGAGUCAACUGCAUCUCAAACACUCUCUCAGCACCACAAUUCUUGCACGCAGGAAUCUUACCGGCGGCAAUCGUCUUGACCUUCUCAUUUGCGUGUGUCGGAUCAAGAAGUUUGCCCACAGCAUCAGAUCUGCUGUAGAGAAGUGGGUGACCGGCAUAUUCGUACCGUAAGAUCUGCUCGGGGUUUUGAGAGAGUCGGUCCGCGAAUUUUUGGAAUGUUUUGUCCAUGCUGCUCUCGAAGAGUUCUUGGUUGCUUGCACUACUACUUCCGUCUGCGUCGUCGUCGACUCGGAUGUUUUGCGUUGAUUGUGCAGGUGAAGGGGGCUCGGGGUCGAUGUAUUCUUUGUC